AAUUGGAUAAAGAAUUUUGAGCAUUCCAGGAUACAUGAAACAUCUUUGAUUAAAAACAAGUAUUCUACCUUAGAACUCAUAAUAGACACCCACCCAUCCUUUGGACUCUCCUGUAGCGUAAUCCGUCAGCAACCGGAAGUAAACCAAAAUUUGGAAAAUCUAUAAUUUUUAUCGAUUAUCGUGGUUCGUGUCCACAAAGGGUAAAGACUUGACAUUGAAUGAAUCACAGAUGAUUGAUGGCAAAUCUAGUGUAAGUAACUGGACUUGCACUGCUUGCAACAAUGGAACAUCUGAAUCCAAAAGAGGCUAGCAUUGCAAAAAUAAUACACAAUGCUGAUGAGAGACCUGCCGUGGACAGUAUGGAAAAUGUUGAUGACAGUUUGCAUGAUACAAAGGAAUGUGCAGAUGCUAUUAAUAAGACAAUUCAUGAGGAAAACCCAUCUACCUCAAAUGAUCAAAUGAAGACAAACAUUGAGAUGAAAGGAUCACAGGGGACAGACCCCUCAUGUAAUGAUGUCAAAAUGGAUGCCUCAGGUUUUACCGAAAUAUCAGAGAUUUCUGAAAGGGCAAGUAAUGAUACGAAACCUACUUUGGAUGUUGAGAAUGACUGUGCUAAUAUAACACCUGAUGAAAACUGCAUUCCCCCAGCUGCAAAACAUGACAAUUCAGAUAUUGAGGAAACUGAGAUGCGAUUAUCAAAUGAUGUUGUGAGAAAUAGUGGUGAAGAAGUAAAUACCAAGGAGAUGGAGGGCAAGGUGGUAUGUUCUGAAGUUGAUAACAAGGCUCUUUUGAAACAAGAACCAGAAAUAGAGACUGACGAAGAUCUUUACCAGCAGCCCAAGAGGAGUCGUAAAUCUAGGAAAUCAAAUAAACCCAUGCGAAUCAUAGCAACAGUUGCUGAUGAUGAAGCCUCAGCUUACAUAAGUGAUGAUGAUUGUGACAUUAAUGAUGACCUCAGUGCAGGCAUUAAAGGCUCAACAGUUGGUAUCAUAGCUAAAGUGGGCUUAGAGGUUGUGAAGAACACAGGAAAAUACUGGGGAGAUAGACCUGUGAAGCAGAUGUCUGGUAGUGUUUCCGGUAUCAAACUGGCGUACAGCUGUAAGGAAUGCAAAUACACAACUGAUAAUAAAUCACAUUUACAUCGACAUAUGAAUGCCCAUACAGGCUACAAACCAUUUGUAUGCUUUGUCUGUGGACUCGAAUACAGCAGAAGUGAGAAGGUUAGAUGGCAUGUCUUCCGUCACCAUCCAAAUGAACAAUAUGACAUCCUGAAAUGCAAGAAGGACAACCUUAAUAAGCCAUCAACCUCACUUAGUCUCAAGAACUUUACAAAAGUUAAAGACAUCAAAGAAGAGGCGAACAAAGGUGAGCUGCCAGCUAAUGAAGAAAGCAAGAAGCAGAAUACUACCUCAACAACAAAAGCAACAGAUAACAAUCUGGAUAAGGUUGUUUGUAAAGAGUGUGGCUACAAAAGUAAUUGUGCUUAUAGUUUAAGUAGGCAUAUUAAGGAGGUCCACCAAAAGGUAGCAACGUUCUCAUGUCCCUUAUGCGACUAUGGCACCAACAGGAGAUACAGGUUUAUCAACCAUAUGAUCAAACAUGGGAUUCUCCAGUGCUGUUUCUGUUCCCACAUUGCCAGUGAUCAAAUAGGUUAUGAGUGUCAUCUGACUGCAUGUAAGGUGAAAACAACAUCAGCUUCUUUCCCUUGUGACCAUUGCACAGAUACAUUCACCAGCAAGAAACAACUAUCUCUCCACAUAGGAGAUAACCACCAGAUUUAUCAGUUCAAAUGCACACAAUGUGACUUUAAAUCCAACUUCCAAGGAUUGUUUCAAAAACAUGAGAAUAAACACACCAAGAGAAAGAUAGGAAGGCCAGUAAAAUUAAAGGUCAAGCUUCCAACUCAUAAUUUAUCAACUUCUGACCAUGAAACGGAGGAAGGAGGAAUAAAAUGUGAGUUAUGCGAUGUUCAUUUAAAAAACAACCAUAGUUAUUUGAAGCACAAGCGUCAGGCCCAUUCAGGAAGUAAACCAUAUGCUUGUCAUGAAUGUGACUUUGAGACAGAAUCUGAGAUUGCUCUGAUGAAUCACUUACGUAUCCACACUGGCACCAAGCUCCCCUGUUAUGAUACUGAUUGCACAUAUAAGUCAAGCUUUAGUGGUUCCCUGGCUAGACACAUGGCUGAAGUCCAUGAAAUUGUACCUCGUCAUUUAUGCCCCUUGUGUCCCAAGGAUUUUCGUUGUCAGACCAAGCUUUAUUACCAUCUUCAAGUACAUAAUGAAGCAUUUACCUGUUUGAAGUGUGACUCAAAAUUCUAUUUAGAUGCUGCUUAUAAGAUGCAUCAGGAGGUUUGCGAAGGGCCUAUAUCAAGGACAAGAUUCAACCCAUCAUUGGACUUUAAUGACCUCAAUGAAAACAAAACAUCAAUGUCUCCCAUUUUAUAAAACAUUCAUAUAUUUCCUGUGUCAUGUGGAACUGUCCUUUAUGAUAGGUAAUUUUAGUUGUAUGAUACAGUAUCGUAUUCCUAUCUAUACAGUAAGUCAUUUUAGUAAUGUAAUACUGUGUGGAAUCCACAAUAUACCUUUUAGCAUUUAUAUACUUUAAAAUUACCUAUUUUAUGGUGUAACUUUACAUGACACCUGUGUAUACUAUGUAUGCAUUUUUACCAAUUUAUAGAUAACCCUUGGAAUAUUUUCCAAUACUUUGUGCAAAUUCUAACUUUAUCAAUUCUUACUAAUGUACUAUGUAAUACUAAAAUAUCCCAAAUUUGAACAAUUCUAUUUUUAAAUUCACAACUGUGAACAAAAUGAUAUUCACUUUAAAGCUCAAUUGAGUGCAGCUGGGUACUUGCAAACGUAUCAAAACUGUAACUCACCACUUUUCUAUUUGUAUCAGUCCAUAGACGGCUUUUUGUUCACUUGAGGGGUUUAUAUUUGACAACUCAGGUCUGAAAAUGGCCAAAAUCACCGGAAAAGUGUUCAGAAUGGUGAGAAAUGCAUGAUUUUGAAAGAAUUU
Molecule: messenger RNA, 3015 nt
Organism: Owenia fusiformis
Lineage: Eukaryota; Metazoa; Annelida; Polychaeta; Sabellida; Oweniidae
Source: the annotation of a GenBank genome assembly